AUGGCUAGUGGCAUAAUAUGUAGCAUUUGUAUAGCACAAAGCUGUUUGCUCAUUGGUUACCCGCAACAAAGUGUUGGCCAAUCAAAACAGCUGCAUUGCAAAGCUUCGCCAAAAUCAUGGAGACUGCAAGUAAGUGGUGCAAUUGCAUCUCGCAUUUUGUACUUCAAUAACAAGCACGUUCCCAUCACAGUUGCCAUCAACAAUGAAUUGGAGCAACGCAUAUCCGAUGCCUUUUGCAUAUUCGAUCACCACGGCGAUAAACGCAUCGAUAUACGCGAAGUGGGCACAGUGUUGCGCUUCCUUGGCUGCGUGCCUACCGAGCAGGAAAUCAAUGAAGUCAUAGCAGCAACCGAAAUGGAGGAAUCUGCAGGCGAUGUACAUCUCUCCAAAUUUAUGCCGCAUGUGGCGCAAUUGUUAGCUGAACGCAAAAUGGAACCAGCGUCACCUGAAAAAAUCUUAGCUGCCUUUCAAGUCUUGGAUCCAGAGCAAAAGAGCUACAUAACCAAAGAGUAUAUGAGUAAGAUGAUGAUGGAGGAAGGUGAACCGUUCACACAGGAAGAACUCGAUGAAAUGCUUGCCGUAGCCAUUGAUCCCCUUACCGGUAAUAUACCCUACGAGUUCUAUAUCAAUCAGCUAAUGCAUGCACAUAAAGAUUCAAUUUUUGAGCUUGCGAAAAGUUUAGUAGUUUCCAAACAAAAAGAUAUGAAACGCGCAUCAAAACGCGCAGGAAGCAAAAUGAGUAUUGUUUGA
This is a messenger RNA of Rhagoletis zephyria (snowberry fruit fly), 750 nucleotides long. RefSeq names its product EF-hand calcium-binding domain-containing protein 2-like. The record is from RefSeq and is a predicted model, not a curated record. NCBI's taxonomy places the organism in Eukaryota, Metazoa, Arthropoda, Insecta, Diptera, Tephritidae. Gene Ontology annotation, molecular function: calcium ion binding.